AAUAUUUACGAGAACGAUUCCAAGAAAGCUAAGACAGAAUCUGGUGGCAUUCAUCGCCCCCUUCAUCUCAACCCAGUAUUUUAUGAAGAUGACUCGUCAAAAGCCCCAAAAAAGGUCUCGAGAGAGAAGCGCAGAGCUGCAAAGCGAUUGCUUGAUGAUGCUGAUUUGAUGGAAGAGGAGGAUUUGCCCGUGGAGAUCUAUUUCGGCUCGUCCAACAGUGACCGAAAGUUCGUCGCCAAACUGCGAGAACGUGAAAGAUACGAAGAAGAGAACUUCACCCGUGUACCACUUAGUAAGAAGGAGCGACUGAUGCAGAAGCGGAUGGAGCGGGGCGAAUUUCUCGACACUUCCACUCGGAUGGAUUACAUUCGCAAGUUGCUCGAAAGCUCGGACGAUGAGGAGGAGAUCCAACUUUCGCGUGCAAUAGCUUCAAACCUGCAGCCGAUUAGCGUCGGAGCGGUUCAAUUCCGCCUUCUCGGCGUUGCGUUUUCCGACUCUGACGCACCCUCCGGAAUCUACACUCCUCCCUGUACUCCUAUUCGAUCACGUGAGUUUGAGAAGCCGACCCUAUGCGCCCCUUUGCAAGACGGGCGUUAA
Molecule: messenger RNA, 597 nt
Organism: Mesocestoides corti
Lineage: Eukaryota; Metazoa; Platyhelminthes; Cestoda; Cyclophyllidea; Mesocestoididae
Source: the annotation of a GenBank genome assembly